AUGUUUCAAAUGGAUCUGAGAGUCUUCGUUGCAUUUUGGUGGAGUUCUACUCGUGAUACGUUUUCUGUGCAUCGAUGCCACGGGAGCUCAUUCCAAUCGGUUGUAACAAUCUUAUGGCAAAUGGCAGGCGCAAUCGCAUGCACCCAAUGCAAGGGAGGUGGGGAGAAUUUGGAAGACCAUUUCGGUGGUCGAUUCAAAGCUGGAGGAUUAUGCUGGCUUUGCAGAGGAAAGCGUGAAAUUCUAUGUGGGAGCUGCAAUGGCGCUGGCUUCUUGGGUGGAUUUAUGAGCACUGCCGAUGACACUUCGGAAUGA
Molecule: messenger RNA, 312 nt
Organism: Triticum turgidum subsp. durum (durum wheat)
Lineage: Eukaryota; Viridiplantae; Streptophyta; Magnoliopsida; Poales; Poaceae
Source: the annotation of a GenBank genome assembly